Messenger RNA from Drosophila kikkawai, 3645 nucleotides. RefSeq lists its product as uncharacterized. Gene Ontology annotation, cellular component: autophagosome. Lineage: Eukaryota; Metazoa; Arthropoda; Insecta; Diptera; Drosophilidae. The record is from RefSeq and is a predicted model, not a curated record. Gene Ontology annotation, biological process: regulation of autophagosome maturation; activation of GTPase activity. Gene Ontology annotation, molecular function: GTPase activator activity.
UCACACUGGCCGCGAUUCGAUUGAUUCAGACUCCUUUCCAAUUGUUUAAUUUUGAAGCGUUCCUUACGACACUAUCCUGUCACUCCACAAACGAAUUAUGGAACUGAGUUAAUCGUCGCCCAGGCCAGAGAACACACAACACACACACACAUGGCUGGCAUAUGUCCCCGCGAGGCGGUGCGGGUGAAAGUGAAGAAAUGCGAGCCGACGGCGCGAUCGGAGUGGCGCAAGUUCUCCGUGGACCCGCAGAUCACCACACUGGAGGUGCUGUACAGCCUGCUGGCCAAGGCCUUCGACGUCAAGUCGGACUUUUCCAUCAAGUACAAGGCCUUCGAUCCGGCGGGCAAUGAGAUCUAUCUGGCAGUGCGCUCUGACUGGGAUUUGGACGCCGCCUUCCUGCGGAUACACAACAUAUCCAUUCAGACGGCCUCGGAGCCCUGCCUGAUACUGCAGAUCGAUGUCAAGCCAUUCACUGUGGUCCGCGAGUGCGAGACAGAGGCUUCGCCCGGCCGAACUUCCGCGGGAGCAGCCGCUGCUCCACCGAGUUCUGCUCCCCCUGCGCCAUCUGCCCGCGAGUUGAUAUCACCACUGCAGUCGCUGGGUGUCUCCCAAAAGUAUGUGCAGCAUAUGCAGACGAAGCUGGGCAGCUCCAUACUGAACCAAAUGGAGAAGACCUUCUCUAUAGUUCAGAAAGCUUUUAACCUGUCCGAGGAGCACAUGGCCAACCUGCCUCCCCGACCACCCAUGUGUGACAGCGAGUUCCGCCUGUUCCUCGACGCUCUGGGCCAGAUUCAGCGCAAGGAUGAGCUGCACAGGGUCAUAUUUCUAGGCGGUAUCGAUCCAAGCUUGCGUCGCGUGGUGUGGAAGCAUCUGCUCAACGUGUAUCCUGGUGGAGCUCAUGGCCUGGCCCUCGACGGCCACCAGCGCAUGGAGUUUAUGCGGCGCAAGUCCGAGCAAUAUUGCCGGCUGAGGGACACCUGGAAGGCGGCGGUGAAGCGAGGCAGCGUGGCCGGCGAGCUGGCCUAUGUGACCAGCAUGGUGAAGAAGGAUGUGCUGCGCACGGACCGCCUGCAUCCCUUUUACGCGGGCAGCGACGACAAUCAGAAUAUAGCGGCGCUCUUCAACAUCCUCACCACGUACGCUCUGAACCAUCCGACGGUGUCGUAUUGCCAGGGCAUGUCGGACAUCGCCUCGCCGCUGCUGGUCACCAUGAACGACGAGGCGCAGGCCUACAUCUGCUUCUGUGCCAUAAUGGCGCGAGUGCGAGGCAAUUUCAUGCUGGACGGAAUCGCAAUGACACAGAAGUUUGCCCAUUUGACGGAGGCCUUGAGCUUCUAUGAUCCGGAGUUCUGGGAGUACCUCAAGUCACAGCAGGCGGACGACCUGCUCUUCUGCUACCGCUGGCUUCUGUUGGAGCUGAAACGGGAGUUCCCCUUCGAGGAUGCCCUGCGCAUGCUGGAGGUGCAGUGGAGUUCGCUGCGGUACGCCAGCGGUGGUGGUGACAAAGAACUGCAGCUUUUUGAGAAGGAAUUCGUGCCUCUGUCGGAGAGUUCCAUGCCAAAUAGCGCCAGCACCUUCUCCAGCUCGUACAGCGCCACGCCGACGAGUCCCUCUUAUUUGCUGACCAAGCCCCGGGAGAAUCCCUAUACCAAAGUCUGUGCCCUGCGUCGUCAGAGCUCUUCGGCCUCGCUGAGCUCUCUAAGCUCUUCCCUGGGCGCCACGGGUCAUGCCCUGGACAAUACGAAGCGGUUGAAUCACAGCCUGGACGACAAUAUGUCGCGACAUGCUACAGCGGCUGCUCGAAGGCAGCGACGGACCUCGGCCAAGGCUCACCAGAGCCUGGAUGAGUCCAAGAUGCUGGCCCUGAUCGAGGGUGCCAUGGAGAAUUCGAAUGUCAAGUCGGUGCAGGACUUGUCGGCCGGCGAGGACACGGAGGACGAUGAUGUCUUCGAUAGGAAGGAAUCACCAAGUUUUCUGGAAACGAAUCCCUUCAAAGAUGAUGCCCAGAAGACGCCGGAAAAAGUCAAGGACAUAGCACCGCCCGGACGGGCUUUCCUGUGCAGCUCUUCCUCCUCGAUUGUAGACGAGGAUCCCGCGGACAGGAAGUCCAAGCUGCAGCACAAGAACAUUCUGGCCGUAAGCAAUAUCAUUGCCAAGCAGCUAGCCUCGAAUGCCAGCCAGGUGAGCGAGAGUGUCAAGUGGGUGAGCAGCUCCAGUGGCGGGCACUUCAAGGAUCUCAAGGAGAAGCUGGCGGCUACUAGUCGCCUUGGUCUCUCAUUCGAUGGCGAAUCCGCCGAGGACGAGGGCGAGCGGAAGAUGCCUCCAAAGCUGGUCAAGAACUUCAAUGAAUUCCUCAACUUUGCAACCAUCAACAAGAACCGGAUCUCUGAUCGUUUUGCCAAUCAGCAGCAACAACCAACGACGACGACAGCUCCUGCUGCGGUCACCAAACCUUUAGUGCAGCUCACAAAGGGCGGACUGGGCAGCUCCCUAGACGAAUCCGAUUCCUCUUCGGUUCCCGAAACCAGCUGGAGUGCCUCCACAGCCGCAACGGCCAUACAGCAGGCGCAGGAGUUGAGCAGCUAUAACCUGCAGUUGGAUCUGGAGGGGAAUCAUCCCGGCGAACCGGACGAGACAAGCACGCCGCCGGAUCAGGAACAGGAUCCGGAGAACGAUCAGGAGUACUAUCCCAUGACGACGGCCAUAACGCGAGAGUUGCGGCUGGAAGCGGAGAACCUGGAUCGCCAGGUGUUCGGGCUGCCCUUCACGGACAACGAGAACGAGAAGCGGGACGACAUCGAGUACGAGAAGCUGGACAAAGACGCCAUGGAUCUGGUGGAGGACCUUAAGGAGAAUGAGAUCAUCACAUGUCCCGAUGUCAGCGAGCUGCAUCAGCGCCGACGCCAGCGGCUAGCGGCCAAGAGCAACAGUGUCCAGCAGAACGAGUCGCAUACGUUCAAUCCCUUCAUUGACGAAAGCCAACUCCUAAUGGAUGGACACACGCCCCUGGGAAUGCGCAGCAGUAGCAGCCUGCCCGAGGUUAUCCUGCCCAUUUCCACGGAACCCAGCCUGGUGGAGGUGUCGCCACUAGUGGAGAUUGCCACAAAUGCGGACGAUGAGAGCGCCUACACGCGUUCGCCACAGCGAGCGUCCAAUCUUAAUGGCGUCACGGCGGGGGCUCUGCCUCCACCAUCGGAAUUCGGCGGCGGAAAUGCCUUCCUCAUGUUCCUUUGCCUCACACUGCUGCUGCAGCACCGCAACACCAUCAUGAAGGCGGGCAUGGACUACAACGAGAUAGCGAUGCACUUUGACAAGAUGGUGCGCAAGCACGAUGUCACCCGGGUGCUCAACCAGGCCAGGCGCAUGUACAUCGAGUACCUCAAAGCGCAGAGCAGUCCCCAGCGCCAGAGGUCGCCCAGUGCAGCGGCGGCUGCUUCUACCCAAGGCACCAACUUGACGGCCUCGAUGCCGGCGUAAGGCAGUUCCGUUGCAAUCUUAGUGUUCCCCCGAUUAGGCCCAACUCUCUCCUUGCUGAAUUCAAAUAUUUUUUUAAUCAUGGAAAAGGUUUUCUUAGAAAAAAAACCUAUUUGCAUUUUUAAUUGGUCUGCUUUCAACUUGAUAAAUUUUUGAUUUAGUAUUAACCCA